GAAAUUAAAUUCCCACUAGCCCAUCAAACCCUAAUCGGUCGCAUGAAACCGCGGUAACAAUUGAUUUAUUUAUUAAUUUUUAUCGUGUCCCGAUUCGCGGCUACUUGAAAGUUGAAGGGCUAGAAAAGACCUCACAGAAAUUUAUUAACACCUAACUAUCAUGUAUAUUUCUCCUUCCAAAACCCACAGACUAAAUUAUGGACUUCAUCAUUGGAGGCCUAGCAGGUGCUGGUGCCACCGUCAUAACGAACCCCAUGGACGUGGUCAAGACCCGCAUGCAACUGCAAGGGGAGUUGAAGGCACGGGGAGAAGGCCCCUUGCGGUAUAAGAGCAUCUUCCAUGCGCUGUAUGUGAUCGGGAAGACUGAUGGGCUCUUUGCCCUGCAGAGGGGGCUUGCUCCCGCUAUGCUGUUGGGGUUCACCAUGAACUCUGUUAGAUUAGGAGGGUACCACACGACGCAGACGCUCGGCUGGACGAAGGAUGCCAGCGGCGAGACGGUGCUGACGAGGGCGAUGGCGUGCGCUAGCCUGAGCGGUGCGCUGAGCGGGCUCACCGGCAACCCAGCUUUCGUGCUCAAGACGAGGAUACAAGCGUCCGCUCAUCCUAGCAUCGCGGUUGGAAGGCAGCACAAGUAUAACGGAAUGAUUGACGGCUGCCGCAUCAUUUACAGAACGGAAGGCCUGAAGGGCUUCUUCGCCGGUGUCAACGCGACCUGUCUCCGUCUGGCGAUCGGCAGCGCUGCCCAGCUGCCGACCUUCACCAUGUAUGUUCACUUUUACUAGUUUCUUAAGGAUUUCAAAAUAAAUGUGACUCUUCUCUUUAUACCAGCAUCACACAAACAAUGCUGAUGAUAGAGGCUAUAGAUAAAUACAGAGUGAGGUU
Messenger RNA from Ostrinia furnacalis (Asian corn borer), 882 nucleotides. RefSeq names its product solute carrier family 25 member 35-like. Bases 198 to 782 code for a protein of 194 amino acids. NCBI's taxonomy places the organism in Eukaryota, Metazoa, Arthropoda, Insecta, Lepidoptera, Crambidae. The record is from RefSeq and is a predicted model, not a curated record. The transcript is spliced from 3 exons.